Molecule: messenger RNA, 1314 nt
Organism: Cladophialophora psammophila CBS 110553
Lineage: Eukaryota; Fungi; Ascomycota; Eurotiomycetes; Chaetothyriales; Herpotrichiellaceae
Exons: 2
Coding region: 1-1314 (437 amino acids)
Biological process (GO): double-strand break repair via homologous recombination; DNA strand invasion
Cellular component (GO): replication fork; Rad51B-Rad51C-Rad51D-XRCC2 complex; centrosome
Molecular function (GO): four-way junction DNA binding
Source: RefSeq, a predicted model, not a curated record
AUGUCAGCAGGACAAUAUGGAGCUCGCCUCCUCGAAGAGGUAAAGGAAGAGACUCUCGAGCAGUUCCUAGCGGAGCUCAGAUGUUCGAUAGACCCUCGGCCGAGAUCUGUCCUGGGAGUUCCACAGCUGGACAAUCUGCUCGAAUCACUUCGCUACCCAGCAGCUGAAAGAACACCAGGAAAUCCGCAAUGGCCUUCCUCAUCCACACCAACAUCUCCAGCACUGGACGACAACAAUAACAGCACCAGCGAGGGAGAGCAGAGCGACAACGAGGAGAUAUCUCCUUGCCGACCUCCACUCCGGGCGUUCACAGAUCAAGCCAAACCGGCAACGAUCGAACUCAGCAGUGCUAAAUCGGCCUCCGGCAAGACCUCUCUGCUCUCCUAUCUCUGCGCCAUAUCGGUCCUUCCGAGAGAUCUGGGCGGCAACGAGUCGAUGGCUGUGUACGUCGACGCCGACGGACGGUUCUCGGCUACAAGACUGGCUCAGAUCAUGCAUCACUGCAUUCAACUUCGUCUCCUCUGUAUAGAAGCAGGAACUCCUUCUGCUGUUAAUCCUGUCUUUGCAGACUCUGGUAAUAUCCAACAAACCAUCCGCUCAUCCCUAGACCAUGUACACGUCUUCCGUCCGCAGUCGUCGGGCCAGCUGAUCUCCAUCCUCUCCUCUCUACACACCUAUCUCCUCGACAGAUCGCGCCAUCGCAGUAUGCAUCGCCCACUGGGCCUCAUCGUGCUCGACUCAGCGACUGCGUUCUACUGGCAAGACCGAGCCGACCAGGCAAUGGCGAGGCUCGAAUUACCACCUUCUGCAACGGCGGCCGAAGGACAACGGUCCAGGGCCGCAGAGACGAUCGCGAAGCUCAAGGCCCUCCAAGAGAGGUUCGAAUGUGCCGUACUCUUGAGCACCACCACCGCCACCACUACCUCCACCCCUUUUUCAUCACCGUCGACGCGGACCCAGCAUGAAACAACCUCCGCCAACACCCCCCCGGAGCCCGCGAAUUCGGACACUCGCGUUAUCUCCCCGUGGACAUCCUACGCCACCCUCUCCCUAUUGCUCGCGAGGACGCCCGUCUCGCAGUUCCCCCCGCAGAUGGGCAUCGAAGAGUGCUUGCGAGAUCGGGACAGACGGCUCGAGGCCGUGCGGAGGGGGAGGUUUGUAGCUACCUUCCUCGGCGGUGCGGCGCCUGUACGUGCACACGGGAGGGGGGAGAGGGAGCGCCAGAGCGAGGGCGGGAGAGGAGGAGGAGGAGGAGGAUGGGAGACAGGCGCGUUCGGGUUCCGGAGCACCGCAGACGGCGUGGAGAUCGAGUGA